AGGAAAGUGUUGGCGACGGCAAUAGAAUCACGAGUGUUGUGUCCCGCUAUCUUGUCUGCCUAUCGGAAAGCAUGCAAGGAUGUCGCUGCUGGAAAGUCGAAUCCGACGCAGUGUAGAAGCGGACCAGUGGUGGAGUUUUUAAUGUCAAUUGUGGAAGCCCAUUUUACAGUGAUUGACCGUAAAGCAGUUGGAGUCCUUGUUCGAGAAGUCGAGUCGAUGUUCAUCGAGUUCUUCGACUACAGACGAUUGUUCGUGAAGGACUUUAGGAAACCGAAAGAAUAUGCGACUGUGGACUUGAAUGUUAGCAGGACAGAAGAUUCUAUCGUGAAAGCGUUCCUGGCUCCCAUUAUGAAGCUUUCCGCUGAAGGAUUUGCUCCUGUGUUCUACAAG
Molecule: messenger RNA, 390 nt
Organism: Notodromas monacha
Lineage: Eukaryota; Metazoa; Arthropoda; Ostracoda; Podocopida; Cyprididae
Source: the annotation of a GenBank genome assembly